GAUAUAGAUCUUAUAAAAUCAUCUUGAAAAGACUUAACGUGGAGAGGAGGUUCAUGAUUAGACAGACGCCUAUAUAAAAGUUCGCAUUGACCCAAAAACAGGUAUUUCAAUUUCAUCAUCCACAAACAUCGCAUCAUCUGCGAGACGGUUCAGAGAUCCUCGAGAUCGGGAAAUUCUUUCGUGUAGUUAAACAUAUUUUUUUCUCUCUUGAGAUUCUCCUAAAACUCAUCGCAUUGGAUUUCGUGGUAUCCGAGAGUGUUUAGUGACAUUCGUGUUGUUUUCUUUUUACACUAAAUUGUUAAAAAAUAUCAGAAUUAAAUCUCAUUCAAAGCAGUGCUACGCGAUUUUUUUUAACUCAAAAAUUCAUUCAGUUUUGUAUUAAAAGUUUUCUGUGAAGGUAAAACAAAUUUGGUAAAAUGCCUGGACGUCCAUUGUGGCAGGUUGCUGGCAAGCGAGAGCCCUCCCAGGAGGCAGAGGCGCAACAUUGGAUUGAGACGGUGCUGGGUGAGCGUUUCCCUCAGGGUGUCUUAUACGAGGAUGUCCUACGUGACGGCGUUAUCCUGUGUCGAUUGAUGAACAGAUUGUCCCCCGGGAUCAUCUCGCGAAUUAACACGUCCGGCGGUGAUUACAAAAUGAUGGACAAUAUCAGUCAAUUCCAGCAAGCUUGCAUCAAAUAUGGCGUCGCCGAUGUUGACCUUUUCCAGACAACGGAUUUGUGGGAUCGCAAGAAUAUCGCCCUCGUCACUCAAACUAUCUUUGCCGUAGGACGUGCUACUUACAGACAUCCUGAGUGGAAAGGACCCUACCUUGGCCCCCGACCAUCAGAGGAGAAUCGUCGUGAAUUCUCAGAUGAGCAGCUGCGUGCUGGUGAGAAUAUUAUUGGUCUCCAGGCUGGUACGAAUAGAGGAGCCACACAGUCCGGGCAGAGCUUUGGCGCCACCCGAAAGAUUCUUCUGGGAAAAUGAGGUGUGGUGCACCAAUACAACGUGGCACAAUGCCCACAUCGCGCAAUUUAUUAGCACCGUAUUAAUUGUAAUUCUAUUUUUUUUUAACAAAUCACCCAUUGAUUAAUACUCCUCUCAGCUGUGUAAUUGAGCAUUAAUUAAAUGUAUACGUAUAAAUUCUAAAUUCAGGUCUUUCAAUCAAUAGUUUUUUUCUUUUUUUAUAUUGUAACACAUUCUUUUAUACAAUUUUACAAUUUUUUUUUAGUAUACAUUUUAUGCUUAUUCCGCAGAUAGAAGUUUUUAACAAACAAAAAAUUCGUUUCUUGCAUCUGCGCAAGUUAAAGAACUGCGUUGAUUUUUUUUAGUAUUUUGUUCAUGUAAAAAUUUAACAUUAAAAAUUACAUUUUAAUAUGUGAUGUUUACUGUUUUACAGUUUUUUUUUUCAUUUUCAUUUCUCACAGUUACAAAAA
Molecule: messenger RNA, 1414 nt
Organism: Lutzomyia longipalpis
Lineage: Eukaryota; Metazoa; Arthropoda; Insecta; Diptera; Psychodidae
Product: muscle-specific protein 20-like
Exons: 4
Coding region: 417-965 (182 amino acids)
Molecular function (GO): protein binding
Source: RefSeq, a predicted model, not a curated record